Hyaena hyaena (striped hyena) is the source of this 1074-nucleotide messenger RNA. Its product is annotated as serine protease 58-like. The record is from RefSeq and is a predicted model, not a curated record. The transcript has 5 exons. The coding region runs from base 297 to 965 and encodes 222 amino acids. Gene Ontology annotation, biological process: proteolysis. Gene Ontology annotation, molecular function: serine-type endopeptidase activity. NCBI's taxonomy places the organism in Eukaryota, Metazoa, Chordata, Mammalia, Carnivora, Hyaenidae.
GACGCUCAACCGACUGAGCUACCCAGGUGCCCCUGAAGCAGCCCUUUCAAAGAGAUUCAUAUGGAAAGGAACUGAGGCUUGCUGUUAAAAGCCAUGUGAAUGAGCCAUCUCAGAAGCAGAUCUUCCAGCCCCAGUCAAGCCUUCAGAUGACUGCAGCCCUGGACAGCAUCUUGCUUAAAACUUCAUGAGAGACCUUAAGCCAUACUGCCUGGCAGAUCUAUGCUGUUAGAGUGGUAACAGCAAUCAUUGUAAUACCAACACCAACACAAGUAAAAUUAGCCCAGCAGUUCAACCAGAUGAGCAUUAAAACUGCACCAACCUUUUUGGUUUUCCUGAAUUCAGAAUAUAAGCCUUGUUUGGGGACCCUGAUCCACAAACAGUGGGUUCUCACUGCAGCCCACUGCUUCUUACCAUUUCUUGAAAUAAACAUUGCUGCUUCAAAAGAGAAUUUCCAAAACAAGAUGGGAAACUUAAGACCCAUGCUUACUGUCCAACACCCAGAUUUUACUCGGGAUUCUGCUGAGCAUGACCUCAUGCUCGUCAAGCUGAAUCAUCCCCUAGAUCUCCAGGAUCAGGUCAAACUGGUGAUUCUACCCAAUACCACAAAUGACAGAAGAGGGGAAAAGUGCACUGUCUCUGGCUGGGGCUGGGAAUGGAAGAAUUCCAAUACAGAACCUGAUAUACAAAUAAACCAGACUGUCUUUUGGUUUUCUAAUGAUGGCUGCCAAGAGUCCCCUGUAAGACAAAUUCUUAUUAAAAUCACAGAAAACAUGUUCUGUGCGGGAUCAUCUCUGGAGAAUAUACACUCAUGUAAGGAAUUAGAUGCUGUCCCAAUCCUGUGCCAAAAUCAGCUCCAUGGGAUCCUAUCUUGGUCAGCAGGGUGUAUUUUGAAAGGUGAUAUUGGCUACUACACCAAGGUUUCCCACUAUACAGACUGGAUCCGCAAAGUCAUCCACAGCAACUGAGCUCUCUGUUCCCUCUCCCAGUGGCCUCAGAACUGGGUCUACCAUCCUUGACCUUCUUUUCCCUCUAGCCUCAGAACAAGAUGGGAAUAGAGCCUUUGGUUAUAAGAAA